UUAAACAAACACCAACUGCCCAGAAAGACGUCUUUUUUUGGGACCUUCAAAUUACUAGCUUCCAGAAGUGCCACCCAUGCCCGUCUCUGCCAUUUGGCCCUCCGCCUGGGAGCCCAGGACCCAGAGAAACAGCAGGCCUUCUCUUCUUCGGCACACACAAGCGCGCACACACUCACUCGCGGCUUCCUGCUCGGCGGGAGGAGGCGGCUUUGCAGUCCAAAGGGAGCCAGCUUGGUCCUCCCUUUUAUUUACUGUGCUCUUCCAGCUGCAAGGAAGUGAGCAGCAGUUUCCACUGGCAGCUCCCUCCCGACUCAAGGGGCUCCUUUGGAAAGAGAGGCCUCCACUCGGUCCCUCUGUCAGAGCCCCCUUGCUGCUGCCAGAGGCUGGGAAUGGAAGGAACACAGCACUGGUAACGGUUUGCCGGCACUGCUCCAGAUAUGGCUGGUAUUGGCUUUGAUGAGCUGGUCAUUUUUUGGGGCUACCUGGCAUCUCUAAAGUCCCAGAGGGUCCCUGCAAAACACUUGCCCUUUUCCUGCAAACUCCCUGGCCUGUCUGCCUCCAAAUCCAUCCACGUGCAUGGAACUUGACCUCAAAAUCUAAAUGAGAUUGUCUUGAGCCCCCCAAAAUUUGGAAUCUGAAGUUUGACAGAAUGAAGGAAUAGUUUCUUCUCUUGGACUUGCUAUUUAAUAGAUACACCUCCAGAACUGAACCCUGAACUUCAGAUGAAGGAACCCCGACAGUCAGUGCAAAUGCACACCAACUCCUAAAAUGGCUUGGGAAUAGGACCUAGUCACUCCUGCCCUGCUGAAAGCCUUCACUUCUGCUGUGACCUUUUCCAUACCGGGAGCAAUCUCUCAGGUGCCACUGAAGAAGUUACCAUGGAAACCCACAAGGAGGAGAUGGAGCUCUUGAGCAACAGCAUGGCGGCGUAUGCACACAUCCGAGAUCACCCCGAGAGCUUCGGGCUGUACUUUGUCCUGGGUGUUUGCUUUGGACUUGUAUUAACCCUGUGCAUGCUGGUCAUCCACAUCUCGUGGCAGCCCCAUGUGAUCCCGGCUAGGUCCCGCAAAAGCCUGCAGGAAUUCAUUGAGGAGGAUGAAGAUGAUGAUGAAGAGGAGGAGGAAGACACAGUGGACCAUGCUGCUUCUGAACCCCCCUUGUCCAUGACGGAGCUACCCCUGGAGCCGCACGGCACACCCGACAGCACCCUCGCAGUCAAUGUCUUCGCCUCGGCGGAAGAGCUGGAACGGGCCCAGCGGCUGGAGGAGCGUGAGCGGAUUCUUCGGGAGAUCUGGCGCAACGGGCAGCCCGACAUCCUGGGGACGGGUACAGGGACCAUUGGCAGAGUCCACUACUAUUGACUAUGCAAUCAGUUGAUCUCCAAACUCAGGCAGGAUGGACAGUUGGGGGUGGGGGCUGUUUGGCCUCUUGGUAUUGCUUGGACAGAUUGAGGAGAUCUGCAGAAAUGAGCCACUCUCAACUUACUUACCAAGACAUAUCUCAGAACUACCUGAGGGGCAGCUGGAAUGGGGGGGGGGGGCAUUUGAGGGAGGGUUACCAGUGCACAAUGUUGGCCAGAAACCAGCAUUUGUGCCCCAUGACAAGGGGACUCUGAAGGACAAUUGCUUUGAUAAAGCCAUCGUGGUGUAGUGGUUAAGAGCAAGUGGAUUCUAAUCUGGAGAACUGGGUUUGAUUCCCCACUCCUUCACCUGAGUGGCAGAGGCUUGUCUGGUGAACCAGAUGUGUUUCUGCACUCCUACAU
Messenger RNA from Sphaerodactylus townsendi, 1762 nucleotides. RefSeq names its product eva-1 homolog B (gene EVA1B). Lineage: Eukaryota; Metazoa; Chordata; Lepidosauria; Squamata; Sphaerodactylidae. The record is from RefSeq and is a predicted model, not a curated record. The transcript is spliced from 5 exons. The coding region runs from base 879 to 1361 and encodes 160 amino acids.